CGACAGGUCUUACCGGUUUAUCCCGAGUUGUAACGUGAAGCUAACUUCCCUUCCUGCCGUGUAGUGUCGUGAUUCUAGCAGCUCUUGUAGUCUUGGUGACGGAGAGCUACUCAUACUACUCACGUCACCUGCCAUGUUCAAGAUCCCCUAAUAACACCGUCUGGGAUGCUUUUUUAUUUUUUAUUUGACUACACUCAUACCAAGACAACGGUGGAAACCUACAUGACUGGAGAAAUGCAUCAUCAUCAGAGCAACACACCCCUGUCCUGGCUAUGAAGUUGAUUCAACAAGAAAAUAGGGUUACAGGAGAAUUGUGAUAUAAUGAUACAUUGAAGAUCUAAAAGAAAAAAAAAAAAAGUGGAUGUAUUUCAUCAACACUACAGCAGCACUGGAUGAACAAAAGAUUGACCCAGGCAAGAAGCAUAUGUGACUGGAGUUAAAGGUGUCUUGGCCUAAAUCCCCCCCCCACACACACCUUAAAGAUAAAUACUGCAAGAUUAACACUGUAGCCAUGCACAGCCCUGCCCCUGAUAUCGUGGCAGGUUAUCCAAGUGGAUGCCUGGCAGAUAAAGAUGCAAAUCCAGAGACAACCUUGGGGAGUGCCUACUCUCCAGUGGACUACAUGAGCAUCACCAGCUUCCCGCGGCUGCCAGAGGAUGAGACGCAGUCUGGGGAAAACACCCUUAAAUCGCGCAAAGAUGAUGACAAUGCCCUGAGUGAGCAUGACACUGACCCAGAUCUGUUCCUGAAGUCAGCUCGCCUCCAGCGUCUCCCCUCGUCAGCUUCGGAAUUGGCUAGCAAUGAUAUGGCAUCCUUGCGGGAGACCACCAGAGACCCCUUUGUAGAAGACUGUGCCUGCCAGCGAGAUGGACUAACGGUCAUCAUCACAGCGUGUCUCACUUUCGCCACUGGAGUCACAGUAGCUCUCAUCAUGCAGAUUUACUUUGGAGACCCACAGGUCUUUAACCAAGGGGCAGUGGUAACAGAUGUGGCGCAGUGUACAUCCCUUGGCUUUGAUGUUCUCGGGAAACAGGGGUCCAGUGUUGAUGCCGCCAUCACCGCUGCCCUCUGCUUAGGAAUUGUCCACCCUCACACCUCUGGUAUUGGAGGCGGUGGAGUUAUGUUGGUGCAUGACAUCCGUAAAAAUGAGACAAGGAUCAUUGACUUCAGAGAGACGGCGCCGUCUGCCAUACAAGAGGAGAUGCUGCAGAGGAACCUUGAUGUUAAUUCGGGCCUGCUUGUGGGAGUACCGGGAAUGCUUAAUGGGCUGCAUCAGGCACACCAGCUCUAUGGCAGGAUAUCUUGGAAUGAUGUUGUUACCAUGGCAGCAGAUGUGGCCAGAAAUGGAUUUAAUGUUACUCAUGACCUCGCUGAAGCUCUGGCUAAAGCGAAGGAUCAAAACAUGUCAGAUGCAUUUCAGGACUUGUUCCUUCCAAACGGACAGGCUCCCCUCUCUGGGCUUUUCUCCAGACGUCUUGAUUUGGCAGCCAUCUUAGAUGCAGUCGCUGUCAAGGGGAUAUCUGAGUUCUACAGUGGAAAUCUGACGCAGGAAAUGACGGCAGCAGUUCAAGCAAGAGGCGGCGUGCUCACAGAGGAUGACUUUGGAAGCUACGCCACAGUGUUACAGCAGCCAGCAGAGGUCAUCUAUCAAGGACGCCAUGUGAUGACGGCCCCAGCUCCACAUGCAGGUGUUGGCUUGAUCACUGCUCUGAACAUCCUGGAAGGCUUCAACAUUACCAGCCAGAUGCCAAGGAACAGCACUCACCACUGGGUGGCAGAGGCUUUAAAGAUAGCUCUUGCUCUGGCUAGUGGGCUGGGAGACCCCAUGAACUCUUCUGUGUCUGAACUAGUCAUGAAGAUGCAGAGUAAAUCACAAGCUGACUUUUUCCGCCAAAUGAUAAACGACUCUCAGGCCUUCCCUGCUGACCAUUAUACUCCCUCUUUCACCUUGGAGGAGGGUGCAACAGCUGCCCAGGUCAUGGUCAUGGGCCCAGACGACCACAUCGUGUCCGUCAUGAGCUCUCUAAACAAACCAUUUGGCAGUGGGAUAGUGACUCCUUCUGGAAUCCUCUUAAAUAGCCAGAUCCUGGACUUCUCCUGGCCCAAUAAAACAAAAAGCUCAUCACCUAACCCACAUAACAACCUGCAGCCUGGGAGGAGACCCAUGUCCUUCCUGAUGCCCACCGCCGUGAGGCCUGCCGUGGGGUUAUGUGGCACAUACUUAGCUGUUGGAUCUUCCAAUGGAGAAAAAGCUCUCAGUGGAAUCACACAGGUGCUUCUGAAUGUUCUGUCUUCACGUAAAAAUAUGAGUGACAGCUUAACAUUCGGAAGACUCCACCCGCAGCUGCAGCCCAACAUCCUUCUGGUGGACUCUGAGUUUUCAGAGGAAGACGUGGAGUUGCUGCAGGCCAAAGGUCACAAGGUUGAGAGGGCAGAAGUUCUCUCAUUGGUGGAGGGCACUCGCAGAACCAAUGACCUCAUCAUUGGGGUGAAGGACCCUAGAAGUGCUGAUGCCUCUGCACUCACUAUGUCCAACAUGCCCUAGUGUAUGGCUUGUUCCCUCAACACUUGACAUAAUGAAGAAGUGGUAAGAGUAACACUGUAGGGUUUAUGGUUAGAGAGGGAAUACCUGCACGUCAAGUUAUACACUAAAUAUAAGAUAACAGGGAAGUUCGACAUCUUGACUGUCGCUGCACUUUGUCUGAGAUUACCUUGUAGAGAUUUGAAAAGGAUCCUGGAUUGUCUAAUUGUUCAGUCACGCAAACCUACAGCGUAUCAUCAUCUCACAUCCUGAUGUUAGCAUGCCCUCUCUCACAGCCUCAAGCAACAUCCAAUGCCCAUGUGUAUAGUAGAUAGUGUUAAUGUCCUAUAUUACAGGGAACAGGCCAUAGAGAUAUAAGGCGCAUUAACUGAUUUAUGUCUGAUGGAUUCCAGUUCCCCUUACAGAGUACAAAAAAUGUGCGGUAUGGAGGUUUAGACUGUAUUCUUUUGUCUGAAGUGACAAAAAGAAAAGGGGAAACUUUCACUGCACUAAGUGACAGUUUGUUUCUGGCCUAUGAUGUACUAAGCAUAUACUCUCACUCUAAAUAAGGGAUCAGGAACUGGGAUGGAAAUGUAUUUAAUGAACAAAGCGAUCUUGAACCAAAAUGGGAAGACAUGAAGGAAGUAAUGAUGUCACACCAGGAAACCACCGCUUGCCCCAAAUGCAUGGUCUUGGGUGUACUGACCCACCUAACGUUCUUCGAAAUGAUGAAGGUAAUUCAACUAAACAUGAGAGAAAGCAUUGCACUAUCACACCUUAACCUAACUUUAAAAACACAUCAAAGAGGCUAAACCAUUUACCCUCCUGUUCUUUAAAUUGUAUUUAACUGUGUUUAGAUGUUGUUUGGUACAGCUUCUGGAGUUUUAACUGUUGCAAAUGAUUAAAGGCUUCAUAGGACCAUGUUUAGAAUAAUACAUAAUUAAAACAUACAGAAAUACAGCAAGAUUUUCAGAUUUUAUUUUAUUUCCUUAAGAUUUAGCUCACAACUUAACAUCUGUUAUUUAAUAUGAAUGGUAGAUUAAGUGUAUGGUUUAAAUAUAAAUUGUAUUUGUUCUCAGUUAAAGCUUGUGGCUUACUUUUUUAAAUUAACCAGCAAUUCUUGUUUUUACAUUGGAAAUGCUCAGAUUCUUUAAAAAUUGAUUGAAUGUAAUCUGUCUAUUUUAUAUGAAUAUUUGUUGGGCUGUAUGUAUUUUUCGAGUGUUGGAACAAAAUGCAUUCAACAAGCACAUUUGAGAAAAAGGCUGUUCAUUUUUAUUCUGUGUACUUGUUCAUUUUUUUUUUUUUAUUAGAAAGUUUUGAAGUUUUGAACCAUCAGCUUAAAAAAACGGCAUCAAAAAGUGAUUUAUUUAAAAAUGACCAGUGGUCUCCACUCAAACAUGUUGUUAACUUCUAUUGUUGGCACUAGUGCAAUAUGACUGUUGAUGCUUGUUUCCUGUACUGUAGAGUACCAGCCUUUAGGCACACAUUUGCAAAACACUUGAUGUUUUUUUUUCUUUUAAUUUCAUGUGCAUUUGUAUCUGUUUUAUUUUUAUUUUUUUCAUUUAAAGAAAUCAGCUGUCCAAACCCAGGUAUUAAAAUGUUUGCAUACAUCCUAA
Labrus bergylta (ballan wrasse) is the source of this 4137-nucleotide messenger RNA. Its product is annotated as glutathione hydrolase 7. The record is from RefSeq and is a predicted model, not a curated record. NCBI's taxonomy places the organism in Eukaryota, Metazoa, Chordata, Actinopteri, Labriformes, Labridae. Gene Ontology annotation, molecular function: glutathione gamma-glutamate hydrolase. Gene Ontology annotation, biological process: glutathione catabolic process. Gene Ontology annotation, cellular component: plasma membrane.